This is a messenger RNA of Humulus lupulus (European hop), 984 nucleotides long. RefSeq lists its product as uncharacterized. Gene Ontology annotation, molecular function: nucleic acid binding; zinc ion binding. Lineage: Eukaryota; Viridiplantae; Streptophyta; Magnoliopsida; Rosales; Cannabaceae. The coding region runs from base 1 to 984 and encodes 327 amino acids. The record is from RefSeq and is a predicted model, not a curated record. The transcript is spliced from 2 exons.
AUGUUCAUUAGUUUUCAACAAAGUCUUCAAGUUGUCUCCCAAAUUCAUCUUAAUUUUCAACAAAGUGGUACCAGAGCAAGGUUCUGGAAGAUUGUUGAGAAAGGCCAUAAGGAGCAAGAAGAUGUUGCUCUUUCUCAAGCUCAACGGGAAGCCUUGAGGGAUUCAAGAAAGAGAGACAAGAAAGCUCUCUACCUCAUCUAUCAAGCGGUGGAUGAAGAUGCAUUCGAGAAGAUCUCAAAUGCAACUACGGCCAAAGAAGAGUGGGAGAAGCUUCAAACUUGCAACAAAGGAGUGGAGCAAGUUAAAAAGAUCCGUCUUCAAACUCUUAGAGGUGAGUUUGAACUUUUGUUCAUGGAAGAAUCUGAAUCAAUUUCUGAUUAUUUUUCUAGAGUAUUGACAAUUGUCAAUCAAUUAAGAAGAAGUGGUGAAUACGUUAGUGAAGUGAAGGUUAUAGAGAAAAUUCUUCGCACUGUAACUCCAACAUUUGAAUACAUUGCUACAAACAUUGAGGAAAAUAAAGAUUUAAAAACUAUGACUGUUGAGCAACUCAUGGGUUCUUUACAAGCCUAUGAAGAGAAACAAAAGAGGAAAAAGAAGCAAAAGGAGACGGUGGAGCAAUUACUACAACUCAACUUGAAGAAAGAAAAUUUUGGCAAUAAUAGAGAUCAAAGAGGAAGAGGACGUGACCAAGGAAGCGGACAUGGACGUGGCCGUGGACAAGGAAGAGAAGGAAGGGGUGGCUUCAACAACGUCAAUAAUGGAGAAAGAAGUCGAAAUCCACAAGCAACAAGAGGACGCGGAAGAGGCAACACAUGGUCAAGGAAUGAUAAAUCCCACAUCAAAUGCUACAAUUGCAAUAAGUUCGGCCACUAUGCCUCCGAGUGUAGAUCAAGGAAGGUUGAAGAAAAGGUCAAUUUCAUCGAAGACAAAGGUGGAGAAGAAGGAGCAUUGCUACUAGCUUUCAAAGACAAAGAUGAAGGCUAA